Telopea speciosissima is the source of this 1130-nucleotide messenger RNA. RefSeq names its product probable long-chain-alcohol O-fatty-acyltransferase 5. The record is from RefSeq and is a predicted model, not a curated record. NCBI's taxonomy places the organism in Eukaryota, Viridiplantae, Streptophyta, Magnoliopsida, Proteales, Proteaceae. The transcript has a single exon. The coding region runs from base 56 to 1108 and encodes 350 amino acids. Gene Ontology annotation, biological process: lipid metabolic process.
AUACAAUAAACAAGCAAGCAAGAGAGAAACAAACUAACCAGCAACACCACCAUCCAUGGCUUCUGAGAUCCAAAAUCUGAUGAAGGUAUGUUUUUCACUUCUCUCAUCUCUCUCCUUCUGUUACUUUGUAGUUAGAAAGAUCCCAAAAGGCUUCUUCAGGCUUCUCAUCCUCCUUCCCUUCCUCUACCUCUUCACUUUCCAACCAUUGAACUUCACAUCUCCUACUCUCCGAUCAACCUCAGCUUUCCUCAUCACUUGGCUUGCUAACUUUAACCUCCUCCUCUUCUCCUUUGACAAAGGCCCUUUAUCAUCUCACCCACCACCAAAAUCACUCCUACGUUUCAUCUGUGAAGCUUUCCUUCCAAUCAAGGUCAAACAAGGUUGCCCAUCUGAACCCAACUCAACUCCAACCAUUAUAGCCUUUGCAACAAAUUGCUUUCUUUCAGCUCUAGUGUUAUAUAUCUAUUUAUACCACAAAUCUCAGUUACACCCACAGAUCAUGAUGGCCAUAUAUGGCUGCUAUAUAUACCUGUCUCUGGAAUUGCUUUUUGCUGCUGGUGCAACUACUGCUAGACUCCUGCUUGGUAUUGAUCUUGAACCACAGUCAAACAAACCAUACUUGGCAACAUCACUGCAGGAUUUCUGGGGAAGGAGAUGGAACCUUGUGGUAUCAAGCAUUCUAAGACCCACCAUAUACAACCCUGUCAAGCAGAUCUCUAUGUGUGUGUUGGAUCAGAAGUGGGCUGCAGUUCCGGCCAUACUAGCCACAUUCAUUGUGUCUGGCCUCAUGCAUGAGCUUGUGUUCUAUUAUUUCACAAGUUGUAAUCCCACAUGGGAGGUCACAUGGUUCUUCAUUCUGCAUGGGAUCUGUACAGCUGUGGAGGUUGCAGCAAAGAAAGCUUUGAGUUGGCGAUUACAUCCGGCUAUUUCGUGCCCCUUGACUGUUGGGUUUGUGGCAGUUACUACUGUAUGGCUCUUUCUGCCACCCAUCGUUCGAAGUGGCACAGAUGUGAGGAGCUUCAACGAGCUUCUUGCUUUGCUUGAGUUUCUGAGAGAGAAAAUUAGGCACAUUCCAAUGCUAUUGUCCAUGAACACUUACAAACAGUGAGUGGUUUCAAUCGGUUUCUCCA